Schistosoma rodhaini is the source of this 276-nucleotide messenger RNA. The record is from the annotation of a GenBank genome assembly. Lineage: Eukaryota; Metazoa; Platyhelminthes; Trematoda; Strigeidida; Schistosomatidae.
AUGAGACCCAAAAGUACUGAUGGGGCAUAUAUUGACUUAAGUAACAAUCCUAUGAUCGACGGACUUGCGCACACAGUACUGCUUUACAAAAACAGAGAAGCAACAGGAAAACAAAGAGGAAACAAUUCUGAUGGCUCAUAUUCUGAGCAAACACGUGGAGGCAAAAAUAUGUCAAACUGUAGUUAUCAGCAAGAUUUUGGUGAAAACUUAGGUCCACUGGUUACUUAUCGAGUCGAUGAUGCAUCCAAGCUAGGAUAUAAUGCUUUAUUUCGAUAA